AUGUCAUUCAGUCCAAAACCCGGUUGUCCUUUGUGCGGGGUCGUCUCCGCCGCCCGUGACUCGCCCUCCCAUAACAUCCUCCAUCGGGAUGACAACUUCACCGCGUACCACGAAACCGCGAACCCUGUCUCUUCCAAGGGCCAUAUCAUCAUCGCCUUCAACCUCCAUGUCCCCUCCAUUUACAUGCUCUCCUCGAGCGAUCUGCCCCUCCUCGUCCAAGUCCGGGAUCUCGCAACACGCCUCCUCACCGACCUCGCCGGCAGACCGUCCACCGAUGUCCCAGCCUCACCCAUCUCACCCUCACCUCGAGCGUCCACCUUCAUGGCAGCGACACCUACGACGGAUACCCCCAACUUCCGCAUUGGGUUCAUCACACCGCCUUGGAAGGACAGCAAGAUCCCAGUGACGGACCAUCUCCACGCACACGCUUACGUCCUGCCCGCGGAUAAACUCGGUUGGUGGCGAGGUGUAGCUUAUGGCGGUCUGGCAUGGUACGCCAUUGAGGACCUCAUCGCAGAGAUUCGAGAAGAGACGACGAACAACCGUGUCAAGUCAGGGUAUGGCAAUCGUUCGAACGCACCUAUCGAUACCGUCGCCGACGCCGGCUCGAGGAUGGGCCACGCAGACGGAACAGAGACGACGGAACCCUCACUCGCCAUUCCCGAUAUCGAAGCCGGUUCCCGUCCACCUUCACGGUCCUUCGCUUCGUCCUCCUCUCCGUCCUCUUCACGUCCGUCGUCAUCUAGACAAUUAACCGUCGACACCGCCGCCGCCGCUCCUGCAUCGUCUUCGAACAAUCUCGAGCCGGCGUUCAAUAUACGGACCAUCCCUGUUUAAAUCCACGAUCACGCCAUACCCAAUCCCCCGCAUGACAUAACGCACAUAACGCAAACAAUCCCUGUCAUCCUUUCACAUCGUGUUUGUUGAUUUAUUUCAUCUUUUUCCGUCUUUGCUUUCUUUCUCUUGGACUCAUGAUGCGGCUAAUCGGAUUUUAUAUUACAACCCCUCCCCCUCCC
Molecule: messenger RNA, 1016 nt
Organism: Stereum hirsutum FP-91666 SS1
Lineage: Eukaryota; Fungi; Basidiomycota; Agaricomycetes; Russulales; Stereaceae
Exons: 4
Coding region: 1-837 (278 amino acids)
Source: RefSeq, a predicted model, not a curated record